AAUCAUUUGGAAGAGGGGGGCCUCCUGCUUUAGGUCUCCACCAGACCCUCUCAGGGAAUGCAGCUGCCCUAUAAUAUUAACUGAGCUAUGGAGGUGUUAGUGUACAUUUAUCUGAAGUAUAAAUAAUGCGCUUUCACCUAAGAGAAAGGUAUAUUUUUAGCAUGUAUUUUCCCUUAUUGAAUUGAUCUGUCAAACAUGUGGGUGCACAUUCUUUAGCAGAACAUUUAGUAAAUAUACAGCAGGCAUUCAGAUUAGAUAAAUCAUACUUAAAGCAUUGUUUAUCCUCCUUUGAUGUCACUUGGGUGUGGGUUGUCUCCUUGAGAAUCAAUUAUCCCAAUGAUCUCCAGAAUAUACUUGAGGGUGGGCUAAAGUGAACGAUGCCGUGGAUGCAAUAUCGGCUCUGCCAUAUAGAAUGGAUGGUUCAAGUUAGAAAUUAAAAUCCCACCGACCCUAUUGUCCACUUCCAGACUGAAACAGCUUCUGCCUCAAAGUUCCCUGUCAGUACCAAUGUUCAUUUAUACGGUCCCCGAGGAAUUUGUGUUUCCAUAGGAACAGAGUUAACCAUCACAUCACUUUAGAAAUGAAAUCCAGGUCUAUCCACGCUGUAGAACAUUCUGCCACUGAGUGCACAUUCUCUGCCUGGUUUUUCAAAUCUCAACGCAAACACAGCUUGAAACCUCACAGACUCCUCCUCGCUACACAUGCACAUGCAGGCAACAGAUCAUCCCUGUGGAUUAAGGAUGUCCCUGGCAUGUAUAAACGCAGCGUGACAGCCUGGCUGUGAUAGGGUUACAGAUGUGUGCUAUUGUUGCCCCUUAAACAAGUGGCACAACCUGUCACGCAAACAAAAAGAAAACCCAAUCUGUCUGAUCAUUGUUUGUCAGCUUUUAGGGCUUGGGAAAUUAUGUCUCUGAACAUAGACUUCAAGCACUUGCUUGGCAGCAUGGAUUAAAGAGAGCCCUGCGAUCAACAGCCAAGCUACACACUGCCAUUGCAUAUACAGAAAGCAGUAGGAGAAUGCUAAACUCAACUGGGGUUACCUGUCAAUAGCAUCAACUAGAUCGCCAGUUCCACCAAGUACCGACACCAUGGAUCUCUCUUUCAUGGCUGCACAGCUUCCUGUAAUGGGAGGAGCUUUUAUGGAUUCGCCUAAUGAUGACUUUGCAACAGAAUACUCCUUAUUUAACUCAUCAGCUAAUGUGCAUGCAGCUGCGUCAGUUCAGAACCAACCAGAAGAGCCACCUCGCUCCUCAAAUGACGCCAUUUUGUUAUGGAUUGCAAUAAUUGCCACAAUUGGUAAUAUUGUCGUUGUUGGAGUGGUGUAUGCCUUCACCUUCUAAGAAGACAAAAAACUACAGACAUAUGCCAUGUGAAGGCAUAAACAGUAUUUUUUUUAUUAAUGUGCCCAUGAUGUUUAUUAUUUAAGUGCUGUCCAGCCUAAAACAAAACAGUAUUAAACAUUUAGGAAAUGGAGAGAUGUAACACAGUGAAAAAUAAGGUAAAGUGCUUCUCGGUUGCAUUUACUUUGUUGGCAAACAGCGUGUACACCCCUGCAUCAUCGACAGAAAUUGAUCUACUAAAAAGAAAAAUAUAUAUCCUAGAGUUUGCUGUAUAUAUGCUCAUUGUUUCUACUGUCAACAUAAUUUUAUAACCUUGUACUAUUGAAGUUUCAUGGAAAGAAAAGUGUGAGAAGUGAUAACCUAGAACCAAUAUAUUUUGUGUGUUUAUAGAUUUUAAUGAGCAAGACGUCCAGCUGUACGAAGAAGAAAAGAACAUGUGUACAGGUCUAAUUAGUUGAUUACACAGCACUUGGAAAUAUGUUAUGGUAAAUACAGGGUAUGAAAUGUAAUAACUUAACCCUUGUAUUAAGCCAUGGCAAUGCAGUGAAACAGAUGUACACAUUAACAAGGGCUUUGUAUCUGGAGAAUGUUUCUUUUUAUUUUCUUAUUUUUAUGUUCAUAAUUGUUUAGUAGACAGAGAUGAAGUAUUUUGCUUCAUGAUGACUAGCCAUUUCACUUGGAUUUAUGGAUUUACUUUGACGUGAUUUCACCUUGGCGGAAGAAACUCAGGAUUUCACUUUUUUGGUUAUUAUUCAGGAUGCGAUUCCCAAAACUCCUCAUUUUGGGAAUCGGCAGAAUGCUGAAUCCUUGGUAAAAGAUUCAUCCAAAUUCUAAUCCAAACCUGAACCCCAAUUUGCAAAUUUAAAUUUGAGCUUAUCCCGAACAAUUUAAAAAAUCUAAAAUAAUAAUGUGGUAUCCAGUGCUUUAAAGCUAUAUGAGUUUAAGGGUUCAGAUUCAGUCUGGCUUAGGUCUAAUUUGCCUAAAAUUGAAUCCUACUAAAAGUGUUGGGAUUCAGUUCAGUCCUAAAACCAAUCCUGAAUUUGGUGCAUCCCUAUUUAUGAAACAGAUACUGUAUACUCUGGGCUUUAUUUUAUUCUAGCUUAUGUAUACCAAAGAUUCUCCUUUAUAAAAAUAGCACUGAACUAUCAGAACACAUAGUAACAUGUCAGGCUCCACUUCACAUGAUAAAAUCAACAGAUGGCUGUACAUGGGCUGGUAUUGGCUGCCAACUUUUGUUUGAUAAACUAAAGAGCCCCUGUCUUACAUUGGAGGUACCAAUUUCAGUUUUUAUCUACCAAAGCCAAUAUCAUUCAGAAUUCUUAAUAUCCAUUGUUUAUAAAGACUUUCAUCAAGUCACUCCCUUAGUCAAUGGAGAUUACAAAAUAAUUUUCCUAUCAUAUUCACAACGGAAAGGUCAAUUUCAUUAAGAGCAUGAAAUGAGAAGUGGAAGGAAAAUGUUCUCCAAAAUAUAGAUGGAUGGUCAAAUCUUUAUGUAAUAAGACUUUCUAGUGUAUAGUAUUUGAUGUGCAACAUACUUUCCUUAUAACUUUUCUGUAUAAAGAGGAAAUAAACCAUUCAUACAUAGAAUUUAGCAUUUCUGUAAUUUCCCCAUGAAUACAAAGUAAAAUUUAAGGCUUUAGAAAACUUCUUUACAUCAUCUGUAUAUAUACAUAAUAAAUAUAUACGCAAGACUUUGCAUUGUAUGAUUCCGUUUAAACCUGGGGGAAUAUGUUGAGGGACGUUGUAAAGUAGCUUCAAGUACAAAAAACAUUACUUUUGAAAGAAAUAACUGAAAAUGAAUUCUGCAUAUUUAUCUUGCUACAUUAUUUACUGUCCAUUUACAGAAUUAAUGUUAAUGCUACUUAUUAAGUUUAUAUAUAUAUACAUUUAAGAUGUUUAAUUAAUAGUAUAACUUU
Messenger RNA from Xenopus laevis (African clawed frog), 3256 nucleotides. RefSeq lists its product as uncharacterized. The coding region runs from base 1089 to 1340 and encodes 83 amino acids. The transcript is spliced from 2 exons. The record is from RefSeq and is a predicted model, not a curated record. Lineage: Eukaryota; Metazoa; Chordata; Amphibia; Anura; Pipidae.